This is a messenger RNA of Dicrocoelium dendriticum, 1851 nucleotides long. The record is from the annotation of a GenBank genome assembly. Lineage: Eukaryota; Metazoa; Platyhelminthes; Trematoda; Plagiorchiida; Dicrocoeliidae.
CUUUGAUUUCACUUUAUCUGUUUGUGUCAACCAGACAUCAAACACGAACUAUAAACUUAAAUAUUUAAUCCGCAUAAUCUCUAGUGAUGGGUGUUCAGACUCCGCCAAAUCACACAGUAUCUCCCUCAAGAUGACGCAGGGGUCACGUUCGCAAUCUAGUUUGUUACGCCGCUGUUAAAAUUAAUUUCCUUACAUAUUGACUUGGCAGCAGCUAUUAUUGUUAUGCACGCAUGCAACUCUCGCGACCUUGAUGCUGCUGAGAUAAAUUUUGAAUGGGUGCACCUUACACCAUGUGGAAUUUGCAGACAAUGAUUCCGACUUCAUGGGUAUGCUAUGCACUCAUGACAGUGGUAGCUGUCAUGUUGCCCACUUCCAGCUAUGGUCAAGAUAGCGAGCCUAUUUCCAACUGUAGUCGAAAUUUCACCGGAAAUGAAACUGGCGUAAUACUUAGUCCCGGAUAUCCAGAAAGCUAUGGGGAUGAGGAGUUCUGCAACUAUGCAAUCACCGUUCCGGCUAACAAGCAAAUCAAUUUGACUUUCACAGUUGCACGAUUGGAGCGACGUUUGGAACUGCUACUGGACUUCAUUGUGAUAUUCGACGGUGUGGACUGCAUGUCCAAGAGAAUCGCAGCGGUGGUCGACCUCAGCACUCCGAGUUUCAUUUCAAGUAACAAUAGCAUGGUUGCCCUUUUCGCUUCAGAUGCGACACAUCGAAGGGGACCGUUUGCUGCUGAAUUUUCCGCAGUCAGUAAACAAACUCCAACAAAACCAGUAUCGCCACCUCCUCACAAUCAUAUACUGGAAACACGUGGUUGGGAAAUUCGGAAGGAUGUUGGAAACUUCACAUACAGAGGAGAGCUAGGAUGGAAUUAUCUGUGUAUAUGGAGGAUAACAGUCAGUCCUGGAAGGAAAAUGCUUCUCAACUUCGCGGUCAUAUCCAUAACCUAUGGAGGAAGUUGGCUACGUGUUUUGGAUGGGGGUGAUUGCGGUGCGCCCACAGUUUAUUUCUUACCUGGAUUUGCAAAUGCCCUUAACGUAACGUUAAAUUCUACAUCUAAUACCAUGAUGGUCGUGUAUGCGGCUUUGGCUGGGAGGAAACCGGAUUUAAUCGUGGCAUCGUUUUCCAGUGUGCCUCCGCCUUCCGAAGAUGAACAAAUGUAUACAACAACGGAGAUUUUGACAACUACCACUUCGACAGAAGCAGCACCAGUGUUAACUUCGGUUACUACGUCUGUUCAAGAAAGUGAAGAAAAUACAUCUGCCACAUCCAUCGCCACUGCAGCAACGCCGGUAACUGACAGCACACCUACUCCAGGACUGGCAUCCAAGAACGCCAUCAACGUUUUCGCCCUCGUCGUAGGUUCGUCUUUCAGCGCAGUUGGGAUGCUGUUAUCUUGGAUGUGAACAAAUUAACACAGUGAUCCAUAAGUGUUAUAAUUCACCGAUUUCUAUAAUUUGAUUUAACUUCAUGUCCAUCCUGAUGGCAUACCUUAAGAUAGGAGUCAUUUUUCGUCAUCAGGGUUAUAUUCGAGAUUUUGUAUGCAGUCGCACAGUGCUCUGUAUAUUGAAGAUGUCCUUUACCUGCCUGCUUCAGCAGUUGUGAGUUCAUCAUGCUAUUGAAGGACAAAUACAGAACACUAUCGAGAUAAAUACGUAGCCUUGAAGGGGGUCGUCUUGGAUCCGUGAAGAAAUAUUGAUACGCCGGCAAAAAUGUUAACCAACGACAAAUUCAACACUCCAAUCUUCUCUCAAUUCAUACUGACAGGACAUAAAGUUUAGCAAACGAACAAUCUGAAUGUAAAUUUUUGAGGAUAUCGGGGGAAUCACAAGUGCGCAAUAAACUAGAAAAGAG